Molecule: messenger RNA, 945 nt
Organism: Miscanthus lutarioriparius
Lineage: Eukaryota; Viridiplantae; Streptophyta; Magnoliopsida; Poales; Poaceae
Source: the annotation of a GenBank genome assembly
AUGGCGGCGGCGAUCGCCACCAGGAAGCGCCCGGCGCUCGACGGCCCCUGCUUCCCGGCGGCCAAGAAGCGUUCGCGGUACGUCUUCGGCUCCAUCUACGAGUACAAGAAGCUCGGGGUGCUCGGGGAGGGCACGUACGGCAAGGUGGUGCGGGCGCGCCACCGGCGCACGGGCGAGACGGUGGCCAUCAAGUGGGUCCGCGCCACCCGCGGCGGCGGCGGCGACGGCACCCGCGCGGCACUCCGCGAGGCCGGCUGCCUGGCGGCCUGCCGUGGCGCCCCCUCGGUGGUGCAGAUCCGCGACGUGGCCGCCGACGAGGCCACCGGGGACCUCUUCAUCGUCACGGAGCUCGUCGACGGCCCGACCCUCCGCGACCGGCUCACCCUCACGGGCCGCUUCCCGGAGGCCCCGGCGCGCGCUGCCAUGCGCCAGCUCCUGCGCGGUGUCGCGUGGGUGCACCGCGCGGGGGCGCUCCACCGCGACGUCAAGCCGGAGAACGUGCUCGUCGGCCCCGGUGGCGCGCUCAAGAUCUGCGACUUCGGGUCGGCCACGCCUGUGCGCCCGCCGUACGACCCCGAGGACCGCGUGGGCACCUUGUGGUACCUCGCGCCGGAGAUGCUCAAGGGCAGCCGCUGCUACGGCCCGCCGGUCGACAUGUGGGCGCUCGGCUGCGUCAUGCUAGAGUUGCUCACCGGCAAGCCCAUGUUCCUUGGCGUCGAAACAAAGGAGGACCUGCUCGUGGAGGUGUUCCAGCUGCGGCACAACAUGGACUCGGACGGGGUGGCGGCGUUCAAGGGCCUGCCACCGGACCUGUCCAAGGCUGCCGGCGAGCUCUUGUGUGGGUUGCUUUGCUUUGACGAGGACAAGAGGCUCACUGCGGCACAAGCGCUCAACCACCGGUGGCUCUCGGAGUCGGAGGAGGCAGAAUCCAUGGGUCCUGACUGA